Messenger RNA from Letharia columbiana, 1122 nucleotides. RefSeq lists its product as uncharacterized. The coding region runs from base 1 to 1122 and encodes 373 amino acids. The record is from RefSeq and is a predicted model, not a curated record. The transcript has a single exon. NCBI's taxonomy places the organism in Eukaryota, Fungi, Ascomycota, Lecanoromycetes, Lecanorales, Parmeliaceae.
AUGUAUUCAACUUACAGUCACAUCCUGCUGCCCAUACUCCUCUCACUAACCUCCCGUAUCGUCCUCGCCCAAGAAAUUGCGAAACCAAACUAUGACCAAGGGUGGUGCUACUAUUGUUCCGACGACGACGCCCCGCCUCUCUGCAACGCCCAAUGCACUGUCGCAAUCAACAGUCUCUGUGGGCAAGAUCUCACGCAAUCACAAGUCGUCACCGAGCAAAACUGCACCCUUCAAUACAAACCCCCCGUGAACCCUGACUUCAAUCGAAACGGCGCAAUACCUCCCAGCCCGACCGCGUACCAAUGUAACAUUACAUUCAACAACAUCCUCGCCUCCUGCGGCCGUGACGCCGGGUCUCCAAACUCGGCCACCGUAAACGAAUCAUACUGUACCACCUCUGGCGGCGGCGGCACUUACGGCUGGAACGACGACGGCUCCGUCAUGACUGACGGGCUAGGUCGCUACAUCGUCUCGACCACCGGCACCGACCAGUGCGGCCAAGCCGAAGCCUCUUGGCAACAAGCGACGUCCGUCAUCUUGUGGAACGAUAGCUGGAUCGGCCCCAACGACCAAGUCGUCCUCGACACCAACCCGCCUCCACUCACCGGCACCGCCGCUGCUCUAGCCACUACUCUGCCAACACCCAACCCCGAAUGCGACACCGAAGUCUGCGACAUCUACGACAAUCCCUACUACGCCACCUCACCCGUCGGACCCUGGCCCGAAGGUGGCAAGAACUCCCUCCGUCACCGCAUCGUCUAUGAAGGCUGGUCAGAAGCUCCUAAUUCUCAGCGCCUGCCCAAUAGCAUCGAAGACCGCUGCGGCGUGGCCGGCGGCAACUACGCGGCAUAUAUGAACGGCACGCAGAACGUGGCCGAUUUUGACCUCCCAGCGGACCUAUGUUGGUGCGUUCCGGAUGCCAUUUUCGAUGCGAGUGUUGGGAUUCAAUUGCCCGAUGAUACGUUUUGUCCCGCGGGCACGACGUUGCAACCUGGGCAGGAGGUCAAUAGAAUCGAGUUGAGGCGUUUGAUGGAGAGAGGAUUGAAGAUUAGGGAUCCGACGAGGGUGGUGGAGAGGGACUUGACGAAGGAAGUGAAGCAUCUGAAGGGGAGGCAUUGGUAG